AACCACUCAAUCAACAAAGAAACAAUGUCUGAGAGCCCACUUAAAACCGUCGGAUUCGACGCCAGAUUCCCAAACCAGAACCAAACCAAGCACUGCUGGCAAUCAUAUGUGGACUACCACAAAUGUAUCAACGCUAAGGGUGAGGACUUUGAGCCAUGUAAGGUUUUCUUCAAGACUUACUCUGCUCUGUGUCCAGUUGACUGGGUUGAGAAGUGGGAUACCCAAAGAUCCAACGGUAACUUUGCUGCUGACUUGAACUAAGCGCUCCAUCAUGGAGCGAAUUCACCGGGAAAGAUUGAGAUGAGAGUUUUCCGUGAGGCUCAGGUGUAGGUGACAGUGAAGGUGACGACGAAGAUAUUCCCAUUUCCAAUGCCUUCAGCUUUUCAAGAUUUCUCUUUGGUGUAUCUAUUUUCCUCUUGCACUAGCAUGUUUCAUUGGAAAAGACGUAUGAAGAGGAGGGAUAUGGGGUUGGAGGCAUCACAGUUGAACGAAAACAAAAAACCAAUUAAACAAGCAAUACAUUCAUGUUUCUCUAU
Molecule: messenger RNA, 536 nt
Organism: Williopsis jadinii
Lineage: Eukaryota; Fungi; Ascomycota; Saccharomycetes; Phaffomycetales; Wickerhamomycetaceae
Gene: COX12
Product: cytochrome c oxidase subunit VIb
Exons: 1
Coding region: 25-261 (78 amino acids)
Cellular component (GO): respiratory chain complex IV; mitochondrion
Source: RefSeq, a predicted model, not a curated record